Orycteropus afer afer is the source of this 264-nucleotide messenger RNA. It is a transcript of the gene DBI, whose product is annotated as diazepam binding inhibitor, acyl-CoA binding protein. The record is from RefSeq and is a predicted model, not a curated record. Gene Ontology annotation, molecular function: fatty-acyl-CoA binding. Lineage: Eukaryota; Metazoa; Chordata; Mammalia; Tubulidentata; Orycteropodidae. Gene Ontology annotation, biological process: fatty acid metabolic process. The transcript has 4 exons. Gene Ontology annotation, cellular component: mitochondrion. Bases 1 to 264 code for a protein of 87 amino acids.
AUGUCUCAGGCCGAGUUUGACAAAGCUGCAGAAGAUGUUAAGCACCUCAAGACCAAACCAGCUGACGAUGAGAUGUUGUUCAUCUACAGCCGCUACAAGCAAGUCACAGUGGGUGACAUAAACACAGAACGACCUGGGAUAUUGGACUUCAAAGGCAAGGCCAAGUGGGAUGCCUGGAAUGAACUAAAAGGAACCUCCAAGGAAGACGCCAUGAAAGCUUAUAUUGACAAAGUAGAAGAGCUAAAGAAAAAAUAUGGAAUAUAA